GGCGCUUCGGUGAAAGGUGACAGGUUAUAUCCAGGUCAAAAUGGUGGUUUGUGCCGGGUAGAUAAUUGCUAUAGCGAACAUUUUACGUAGUUCUGUAUCUUUUUAAAUGGCAUUUGUUGCUAUUAACGCAUAUACCGUUUGGUUAGGGUUAUGUUAUAUCAAAUAAGGGCAAAAUUAAUAGUCCAUUUACGUUAUAUACUAUGGAGUUAAGUAGUUGAAAUGCAGUCCUAGUUUUAGCUAGGUAGCUUAUUUGAUCUCAGAAAGUUGUGCUUAAGUGACGUUAAAUGUAACGACGGAUUUAGCAGCUCACAAAAAUAAAGCUAGGUAGCUUACCACUUUAAUUUGGCGAAGACACCUAUUUGCUGACCUAUUACUCUUCAUCAUGGAUGAAAGCAGUUUGGAAGCAGCCAUAGAAACCUACCAUGCCCAGCUGAAGCAGGUGGAGUCUGCCUUAGGUGCCGGACUAGAUUCUUCCCAAGAGUCAGAUCUUUUGAAACUGAAGGAUGACUUACAGCAACUGAUUCAACUCACCGAGUCCAGCUUGGUGUCUGUAAAGAAAAGCCGGCUGCUCGCUAGCCUAGAAGAAGCAACUGCACCUCAGAGUGCAUCCCGAGUAGAGAGGACUGAGGUUGGCAACAUGGAUGAAGAAUUUGCUGCUUUUUACUCAGAGGUUGGUGGGACCUCUGUGGAGUGCAUGUCUGGCAGCAUGGAAGAACCAUUCAAUUCCCAGAUAGCUUCCUCUUCUAGCCCUGGUCACACUAGUGAGGUUGAUGAUGAGGAUGGUGAUGAAGACAUUGAUGCUAAUGCUGAUGACGACGGGGAUGAUGGGGAAUCUCUGAGUGGGUUGAAAGUCAGAGCGCCAUAUCGCACCUCCUGGGGAACACUGGAAUAUCACAAUGCAAUGGUGGUGGGACCAGAGUACUCCGAGGGGUCUGAGCCCCACGUCAGAGUGCUGUAUGUCUACCCAACCAACAAAUCCAUGAAGCCCUGCCCCUUCUUCCUUGAAAACAGGUGUCGCUUCAUGGAGGACUGCAGGUUUUCACAUGGUGAGGUGGUAUCUGUUUCUGAGCUGAGAGACUUCCAGGAUACAGACCUGAGUAAUCUACAGGAAGGUUCCUCCUGUUUGGCCAGGCACGAAGAUGGCAUAUGGUAUCCAGCGAAGAUAACUGAAAUCGAUGGUGGUUAUUAUACAGUGAAGUUUGACUCGCUUCUUCAGAAAGAUUUGGUCAUAGAGGCUGAUGGGAUUAUUCCUCCGAUGAGGGAAGAUGAUUCUCCAUCUUCGGAAUCUGACGACGAUGACCCAGAAUACUCUGCCUUUGCUAAAGUUGUAGAUUCUAAUGAAACGGAGACAUGGGCACCCGGAAGUACUUCUGAUUUUGGUGGCUGGGAAGCUCAUACGCGGGGAAUUGGUUCCAAACUGAUGUCCAAGAUGGGUUAUGAAUUUGGUAAAGGCCUGGGUAGGAACGGAGAGGGCCGAGUGGAGCCAGUGCUGGCUGUAGUCCUGCCUAAAGGGAGGUCCCUGGACCACUGCGUGGAGACCGUCCAGAAGAAGGCACUUGGGAAGGGUGGAACGGAGGCCUCGGCGAAGCGCCGUAAGAAGAAAGCGAAAGGAACGGGCGCCUCCCAGGGCCGCAGGGACGUGUUCGAUUUCCUGAACAGCAAGCUGGGUGACCAGGAGCAGAAGGCUGUGGAUGCUCCUGCCCCCCAGAGGAACAGCAAGGAGGUCUACAGAGGCGGCAAGGGCACCAAGCGCUCCAUCAAUGUGCGGCUCUUCCAGACCGCUGAGAGGGUGGCCCAGACCGAAAGGGAGAUCGACAGACUCACCGAAGCCCUGGGCAGGAAGGCGGGCAGAGAUAAAGCGAUGAUUAGCCAUCUGGAAGAGAAGCUGUCUGGGGCGAGGAGGUUGCUGUCGCAGCUGAAGGCCCAGGAGCUGAGCAUUCAGAUGGAGCGGAAGAAGGCAGAUACACACAAGAAGAUGACAGAGUUCUGACUCGUCACUGCGCUAAUGAUUCAUGACCAGUGGGACGCAGUACCGUUUCCAGGCCACUGUCUCAUACUUAUUUAUGUUUAAAGCUGAUAAUUACUGUCUGUUUGUACAAUGAAGAACAUUGGCUCAAGAAUACGUUUGAUUGUUUUACCAAUUUUUUUUCAUUUUUUUUAUCACCGACAAGGAUAUGGAUCAGAUACGGAUUUUUAGGAAUGAAGCUGUUUCAAAAUGUUAUUUCAAAAGCACAUUUUAAUGAAAUAUUAUUUGUGAAGGUUCUUCAUUUAGACUGAGACAUUAAAGAAAUUCUGUAAGAAUCCAUAUCAGUAGUAACUGUAACAUUCUAUUCACUGUGGUAUUUUGUCAGGGAGUACUUGUUUUUGUGUCCCUGUUCUCGCCUUGAAUUUUGUUUCCUUGUCAUGGUCAUGAUGUAAGUUUUGGACCCGAAAGCCACCCUGACCUUCACUUCUCCUCCACUUCAGAUUUCUUCAAGUUGGAUUGUAAUUAGCAGCUUUCAGCAAGAUACUGACACUUAUUAGCCCCAUGGUGAGAAAUGUGGCCCAGCCCACUCAUUCCGCAGUUGUAUUUUUAAGUUUUCAGAGUAAACGUCUUUUCUGAAGAAAGCU
Paramormyrops kingsleyae is the source of this 2610-nucleotide messenger RNA. It is a transcript of the gene zgpat, whose product is annotated as zinc finger, CCCH-type with G patch domain. Gene Ontology annotation, biological process: negative regulation of transcription by RNA polymerase II. Lineage: Eukaryota; Metazoa; Chordata; Actinopteri; Osteoglossiformes; Mormyridae. The record is from RefSeq and is a predicted model, not a curated record. Gene Ontology annotation, molecular function: DNA-binding transcription repressor activity, RNA polymerase II-specific; metal ion binding; RNA polymerase II cis-regulatory region sequence-specific DNA binding. Gene Ontology annotation, cellular component: nucleus.